Messenger RNA from Sphaeroforma arctica JP610, 989 nucleotides. RefSeq lists its product as hypothetical. Lineage: Eukaryota; Ichthyosporea; Ichthyophonida. The annotation marks the transcript as partial. The record is from RefSeq and is a predicted model, not a curated record. The transcript has a single exon.
CAUGCAGCAACCCAAUGGUAACGAUAGCUUCGAGUCCGAAAAGGUCGAGCUAAUAAAUUAUGGAAUAGUCACUAAUGCACAUAUAGAAGCAGACAAAGUUUUUGCAUCACGUCAUGGUCGGUUAAACUGGUCAGCAGUGGAAAGGCCGUUAUCUGCAGACUCUGCUAAUCGCAAGGUGGUUGUACCCAUAGUGACACACUGCAACAAACUGAAACCCGCAAAGCAUGUGUCUUUAACGAGGCGACUUUCGCAACAGGUGGACCAACCACUUGAGAUUGUCAACUGUAAUGUAAAGCAACUUCAGGUAAAGUCAGUAGGAAAACGGCUAACGCAGAAGUUGUUUUCCCUAUCUAAAACGACACAUCACGAAAAGGAAGAACUCUUGAUUAAAAAAAUGUCGUUCAGGCAAUGGCUUUCGCGAAAUCGGUUUUUUAAAACAGCCUAAUUAGUGGCGCGACAAAUGGGAAUAUACUCCGAAAAUGCUCUGGGUGACAAAUGGCCACGUUUAAUUUGACUGUGGAUCGUUACAUCGAUCAGCUUCUACGGCUGUUGAUGAUGAACGUUUAAGGAUAAUGUACAGAAGCCUGCCAGUGCCAUAUUUUCAUAUUGCAUACAACGCGGUACCGGUUCGACAUAGUGCAUGUUAAUUUAUAUUACAUGUGUUGUUAUACCCGAGUGAGCAAAACAAUGAGAAAUUGUUACGGGGCGGCCAGUUUUAGACCACGGUAAUUUUAAGCUUGGCUACUUCAUGAUAACAUAAGACGGGAAACUCUGUAGUCACGUACAUAUUAUUACAUCAAAUGUAUGCGGCAAUUGUGGAAAUUUAAAUUAGUACAGCUAACAACUACAUUGAAGACUGAGUGACAUCCACAAAGCAUGGUUCACGAUAGUACACAUAUAUCACAGCCUAGUUGGUCAAAGCCAGGGAGAGAUACAAUUUUUAAUUCUCAUAUUAUUUAAUAAAUAACUUUUUGAAGCAAUGAUACAGG